AUGGCCGAUUAUUUACAGAAAAUAAAAUCAAUCAUCGAUAGUCUCGCUGGUGCUGGGAAAAACAUAUCUCAACAAAAUUUCAUCCUUUAUGCUUUGGGAGGACUCGGUCCUAAAUACGAAUCUCUACCUGUAGCGGUAACUACUCGCACCGACCCCAUCGCCAUCGAAGACCUUCAAGGAAUGCUUCUUACACAUGAGAUUCGUCUUGAAUUACUCCACUCUAACUCUCCAAUCGCUAAUCUUGCCUUUGGAUCGAGAGAUUUAGGUCCACUACACUAUUUUCUUGGGAUUGAAGCUCAUCGAUCUACCUCCGAUAUUUUUCUCUCUCAAUCAAAAUAUAUCAAUGACAUUCUUAUCCGAGCCAAUAUAAGUGACUCAAAGCCUCUUAAUACUCCAAUCUCUUCUGGGUCUUCAAUAUCUCUCCAUGAUGGCGAUACUCUUCCUGAACCAUUUUUGUAUCGCAACAUUGUUGGUGCUCUCCAAUAUUUGACGCAUACUCGACCUGAACUAGCAUUUGCUGUCAACCGUUCCUGCCAAUUCAUGCAGUCUCCUACCACCACUCAUUGGUCUGUAGUAAAAAGAAUACUUCAUUACCUUCGUCAUACUCCUCAUCAUGGACUUCUCAUUCAUCCAUCAUCUUCUCUCGAUAUAUCUGCCUUUUCUGACUCCGACCGGGCUGGUUGUCCGGACGAUCGUCGCUCCACAACUGGCUACUGCAUAUUUCUUGGUGACAAUCUUAUCUCUUGGAAUUCAAAGAAACAACAAGUUGUUGCUCGGUCUAGUACCGAGUCUGAAUAUCGAGCUCUAGCUAAUACCACUGCUGAACUCAUCUGGCUCCAAUCCUUGCUACGUGAACUUUGCAUAUCCCUAUUUCAACCUCCCACUCUAUGGUGUGACAACAUUGGUGCUGCAUUUCUGUCGGUCAAUCCAGUUUUCCAUGCUCGUACGAAACAUAUAGAGAUUGAUUUUUCACUUCAUUCGCGAAUGUGUUGCUCUGAAAGAUCUUUACAUCCGAUACAUACCUACUGA
Molecule: messenger RNA, 1029 nt
Organism: Impatiens glandulifera
Lineage: Eukaryota; Viridiplantae; Streptophyta; Magnoliopsida; Ericales; Balsaminaceae
Exons: 2
Coding region: 1-1029 (342 amino acids)
Source: RefSeq, a predicted model, not a curated record